This is a messenger RNA of Fusarium falciforme, 1923 nucleotides long. RefSeq lists its product as hypothetical. The transcript is spliced from 3 exons. The record is from RefSeq and is a predicted model, not a curated record. The coding region runs from base 1 to 1923 and encodes 640 amino acids. Lineage: Eukaryota; Fungi; Ascomycota; Sordariomycetes; Hypocreales; Nectriaceae.
AUGGCUUCUGCAACGUUUGCAAACGUCUCCAGCCGGCCAGCUGCCUGGACCCUUGGCCAGCCGAGCUCGGCUCUACCAGUCGAGGCUGUCGUUGAUUCGACUACAUUCACCUCAACCGAAUCCAACUCCACUGGCUUCACCUCGAGUGGAUUCACCUCGGCCGGGUUCCAGAAGCUGUCCAGCUCUUUCACCGACAAAGAUGGACUCUCCAGCGUCGACUCAACUCUUCUCCAGGACGCUGGCAUGAUUCGUUCCAUCGUCAAGAUCGAAUCGCGCUUCGAAAAUACACAGACCGGUCACUCCAUCUGGAAGAUCGGCACAGGCUGGCUCAUUCGUCCCGACCUCAUCGUCACCGGCGGUGAUGUUGUGUACGAUGCCGAGUACCAGCUGGGCGCCGCCACGCAGGUCAAGUGUUUCAUCGGCUACCAUGCCAGUAGCUCCUCGGAGAUCCAGCCACGCUAUGGCCAACGCGUCGUGACCUCCUCCGAGUGGAUCGAUGGCUCGGAGAAGCGCUCGCGAGACAUUGCCUUUAUCCAAGUCGCGGAGCCCUUUGCGAUCAAGGGAUGCACUUGCAAGGCGCUUGAACAAGUCAGACUUCCAGAGCCUGAGAUCGCCCCAAAGGCUCCUAUUCAAGAAGAGCCUGUCGUGUCCGAGUCCAAAGAGAAUGCCACCACGACCACGGAAUACUAUUCGAGCUCCGGUGGUGCUUGCGGCGAGACUGAUGUCGCUGUCCCUCAAGUCGAGCAGCCCAAGCCCCAGCCCGAGGUCACCCAACCCGAGGUUAUCCAACCCGAGGUCAUCCAACCCCAGGAACCAGAGCUCAAGAUCCCGUCUGUGUCGGUUCAUGCGAAGACAGAUGACGACGGCUUCGUCAACGUGACCUCCCCGGCCGCUGAUACCACCACGGAUCCAUUCUACGAGGUUCUCAAGACGGUGGCUCAGAUAGAUACAAAGACUCUCGAUAUCGAGUCUCCUCUUGUCGACGAAAUUGGUCAGUUCCUCAGCGUCAGCGCCGGAUCUUUGCUCCGCUACGUGGUGGGUGCUGAGCCGAUCUCUACUGGCCAGAAAACAAGGCUUCCCGGUGUCUCAGAGAGAGCUCUGCUUGCCGAGGCAUCUCUGCAAGCUGUCCUGGCAAUCGAGCAGUCCUCAGAGUUGAAUGAGAUUGUCGAGCACAUGCGACAGACCUGGUCUGCCAAUGCGCCCGAGGUUGACCAAGCUGCCACCCUCAUCGUGCCAUAUCUCAAGGAGCGUGCCCAGCACAUUGCCGAAUACCACUUAGAGGAUGCAAAUGAGCAAACUGUGGAGUCCAAGAAACUAAAGCGCCGACCCUUGGCCAUUAGGCUCUCGGCAGGAAACGAGGGGUCCAAGGACUUUGCGAAGGGCCUUUUUUCGCCAACCAUCCCCCUUGCUGGCCGAGAGCAAGUCUUUUCCUCCCUGGGUCCGGUUCUGAGAGAUGCGAUCCUUGCUGUUGAAACACUGGUCUCUGAGACCGGCAAGGCUGCCAUCAACGAACGUGUUCCGAAGCUGUUGGAGAAGUCGCGUACCGUCAACUCCACUCAGUCCGAUCUGGAGGCCACCCGAAUUCUGAUUCAACGUGCCAUCAUGGCCGAUGCCGCCUAUCAAGCCCUUGCAAGCCUUUCCGAGCAGAAGCUGCAGGCUCUCAAGCUGCUUCCACUCGGUUCUACCGCUAUUGAACACGAGUCCAUCUUUGACUUUAUCAAGAGAGUCAUCCAGAAGACUGGACCUGUGGCCUUGCAUCCCACCAAGCAGGCUGUCAAGAAAUUCAUCCCACUGCUCAUCGACACCCCAUCCAAGCAACCGGAGCCUGCUACCGGCGUUACUACCAAGACUACUGUGCAUCGGCUUGCCCUCCGAGAUGUCCUCCGCGAGGAUAAGGCUUCUGCCAAUGUCGGAAUCUCUUGA